AUGGCCAUGGCGCUCUCAUCUAGCGUCGUCGCCGCAGAUGAUGUCCUUAUCACCUAUACUUCCGACGGAGUUGAUCAUGACCAAGUAGUACCGUUUGAUACACUUGUUCCCUUGUAUUACCCAGGCUGGAUCACCACUUUCCAGACAACUAACGAUUGUCUCCUCAACGUGUUCCCACUCGACAAAUCUAUCUACGUCAGCCCGGGUGCUCAUGCCUAUAACCCAGGGUUUGAUGCCAGAGAUAUCGAAUGCACAAUCCUACCGCCAUGA
This is a messenger RNA of Aspergillus eucalypticola CBS 122712, 270 nucleotides long. RefSeq lists its product as uncharacterized. The record is from RefSeq and is a predicted model, not a curated record. NCBI's taxonomy places the organism in Eukaryota, Fungi, Ascomycota, Eurotiomycetes, Eurotiales, Aspergillaceae. The coding region runs from base 1 to 270 and encodes 89 amino acids. The transcript has 4 exons.